AUGAUUGUGGGGCUCGUGGCCGGGCUGCUCCUGGGCCGGGCCGGCUACUACGCGGCGCUGAGCUGGUGCUGCUUCAGCAUCUUCGUCUUCAUGAUCCGCACGCUGCGCCUCAAGCUGCUCUCGGAGGCGGCGGCCGAGGCCGUUCUGGUGCGCGGGGCCAAGAACCAGCUGCGCAUGUACCUGACCAUGGCCAUCGCCGCCGCCCAGCCCCUCUCCAUGUACUGGCUCACCUUCCACCUGCUCCGGUGAGCCCAGCCCCGCGCGGAAUUCCGGGAAAAUCCGGGAAUUCCCUGGGAAAAAUCCCGGGAUUCGCCCGGGAAAAUCCCCGCUGGUUUCGGCGGUGUCAAUAAACGGAGUUUGAGGAGUUUUGGUGGUUUUUUUGGGGGGAUUUUGAUGGUUUGUCUCAAUUUUUUGGGUGUUUGGAUGUUUGGGUGAAACCCUGGAAUUCUGAGCCCCAGCCCCGCGGAAUUCCGGGAAAAUCCGGGAAUUCCCUGGGAAAAAUCCCGGGAUUCAGCGGGAAAAUCCCCGCUGGUUUCGGCGGUUUCAAUAAACGGAAUUCGAGGA
Messenger RNA from Onychostruthus taczanowskii (white-rumped snowfinch), 564 nucleotides. Its product is annotated as protein YIF1B-like. Gene Ontology annotation, biological process: endoplasmic reticulum to Golgi vesicle-mediated transport. The record is from RefSeq and is a predicted model, not a curated record. The transcript is spliced from 2 exons. Gene Ontology annotation, cellular component: Golgi membrane; COPII-coated ER to Golgi transport vesicle; endoplasmic reticulum membrane. Lineage: Eukaryota; Metazoa; Chordata; Aves; Passeriformes; Passeridae. The coding region runs from base 1 to 249 and encodes 82 amino acids.